Molecule: messenger RNA, 4861 nt
Organism: Sorghum bicolor (sorghum)
Lineage: Eukaryota; Viridiplantae; Streptophyta; Magnoliopsida; Poales; Poaceae
Product: ABC transporter G family member 45
Exons: 22
Coding region: 323-4441 (1372 amino acids)
Cellular component (GO): membrane
Molecular function (GO): ATP hydrolysis activity; ABC-type transporter activity; ATP binding
Source: RefSeq, a predicted model, not a curated record
UUCUCCCUCUGGUUUAUAUAUAUCCAUCUACAUUUGCUCUCUCUGGGAAUCUGGAUAUAUAUGCACCCAUGUACAUCCAGACAUAUCGCGAUAUAUGCACGUACGUACGUGAGACACUGCAGAUACAUACAUAUACAUACGAGCCUAUUAGGACAGGAGCAGCAAGUCGAUCGAUCGUACUGCUAGUAGCAGUAGCUAGAGAUAGCAAAGCUUAGCCGUCGUCCGUCGUGACAUACCUGCAGCUACCUAGCUAGUUUUCUUUCUUUAAUUUCUAGCACGUACGCGCGCUAGCUCGCCGCUCAUCGUCGGUGUCGCGCCGCUGAUGAUGGAGCAGCCGACGACGCUGGCUGCCGUGGAGCUCGCCGGCGGCGGCGGCGGCAGCCGUGAAGACGACGACUGGUACGACGACGUGGCCACGACGGCGGCCGGCCGCGGGAGGUCGACAGAGCCACCGCCGCUCACCCACGACGACAACCGCGGCUUCCUCCGGAUGCUGCGCGACAAGAAAGAGAGGCUUGGCGUGGAGGCGCCCAAGGUGGAGGUGCGGUUCGAGAGGCUCACCGUGGAGGCGGACGUCCGCGUCGGCCGCCGCGCCGUCCCGACGCUGCUCAACUGCGCCGUCAACGCCGCCCAGGAAUUAGCAACGUCUGUUCAUAUGUGUGUUACAAGGAAAAGACCUAUCAGAAUCAUAAAUGAAGUAAGCGGGGUCAUUCGACCAUCAAGGAUGACACUCCUUCUAGGAGCACCUGGUUCAGGGAAGACAACUCUCCUAAAAGCGUUGGGAGGAAAAUUGGAUUCUUCUUUGAAGUUCAAAGGAAAAGUCAUGUACAAUGGAGAAGAAAUGAAUUACUCAACACCACAGUACCUGCGUGCUUAUGUUAGCCAGUAUGAUCUUCACCAUGCUGAGAUGACAGUAAGAGAGACGAUCAACUUCUCUUCCAAGAUGCUUGGAACCAAUAAUGAAUUUGAGAUGCUAGGAGAAGCAAUAAGAAGAAAAAAGGGUGUCAUCAAUAAAGUGGACCAAGAUCUUGAUUCAUUCAUUAAGGCCACCACCUUUGGAGAAGGAAGCAACCUCACAACAAACUAUAUUAUCAAGAUACUUGGCCUGUCCGAGUGUGCUGAUACCCUAGUAGGAGACGAGAUGAGAAGAGGAAUAUCUGGAGGACAAAAGAAAAGAGCCACAGUUGGGGAGAUGCUAGUUGGUCUAGCAAGAUGCUUCUUUAUGGAUGAUAUAUCAACAGGUCUAGAUAGCUCCACGACAUUUGAGAUCAUGAAGUUUCUCCAACAGAUGGCCCAUUUGAUGGAUCUCACAAUGGUUAUUUCCUUGCUGCAACCACCUCCCGAGACAUUGGAAUUAUUUGACGACAUUAUACUUUUAUGUGAGGGGCAAAUUGUGUAUCAUGGUCCUCGAGAAAAUGCUACGGACUUCUUUGAAACUAUGGGAUUCAAAUGCCCUGACAGAAAGAAUGUAGCCGAUUUCCUUCAAGAGGUAACCUCUAAGAUGGACCAAAAGCAAUACUGGGCUGGUGAUCAAAAUAAGUAUCAGUACCAUACAAUUGAAAAGUUUGCAGAAUCCUUCCGCACGUCCUAUCUCCCUCUUCUAGUAGAAGACAAACUGUGCAGUUCAAACAAUACAGGAAAGAAUAAGGUGGUAAAAGUGAAUGCGAGUCGCCGAAUAUCAAGAUGGAAUAUUUUUAAAGCAUGCUUUUCAAGGGAAGUACUUCUGCUGAAAAGAAACUCACCGGUCCAUAUAUUCAAGACCAUUCAGAUAACUGUUAUGGCUUUGGUGAUCUCCACACUUUUCCUGAGAACAAAAAUGAGUCACAAUUCUGUACUUGAUGCCAACAAGUACAUGGGAGCACUGUUUAUGGCUGUCGUCAUAGUAAACUUCAAUGGAAUGACUGAAAUUGCAAUGACAAUAAAGCGGCUUCCCACCUUCUACAAGCAAAGAGAGCUACUAGCAUUGCCAGGAUGGUCACUCCUUUGUUCAGUUUACCUUAUUAGCAUUCCCAUAUCACUUGUUGAGACAGGCCUUUGGACAGGCUUAACCUACUAUGUGAUUGGAUAUGCACCUUCCCCUAUCAGGUUCAUCCAGCACUUUCUGGUACUUUUUGCCAUGCAUCAAAUGUCAAUGGGCCUGUAUCGCUUCUUAGCGGCCAUAGGAAGGACACAAGUGAUGGCCAAUAUGCUAGGGACUGCAGCUCUUAUUGCAAUAUACAUCCUUGGAGGAUUCGUCAUAUCAAAAGAUGAUCUCCAACCAUGGUUGCGCUGGGGAUAUUGGACGUCCCCAUUCACCUAUGCACAGAAUGCGAUCGCCCUCAACGAGUUCCAUGACAAAAGAUGGGCUACUGAAUUUUAUUAUAACGAUGCAAACACCGUUGGUGAAGCUAUCCUCAAGAUCAGAGGGCUGCUCACGGAGUGGCACUGGUACUGGAUUUGUGUCACUAUUUUAUUUGGAUACUCGCUGGUCUUCAACAUCUUCAGCAUAUUUGCAUUGGAGUUCAUGAACUCUCCACACAAACAUCAAGUUAACAUCAAGAUCACAAAAGUGAAUUAUGUGUACCAUAGGCAGAUGGCUGAAAAUGGCAAUUCAUCAAAUGAUCAAGUUAUCCUCCCAUUUCGACCCCUCUCCCUGGUCUUUGAUCAUAUCCACUAUUUUGUUGACAUGCCUAAGGAGAUCACAAAAAAUGGAGUAACAGAGAAAAAGCUUCAGCUCCUGCAAGAUGUCAGUGGUGCUUUUAGGCCAGGAGUGCUAACAGCUCUGAUGGGGAUAACUGGCGCUGGCAAGACAACAUUGCUCGAUGUAUUAGCUGGAAGGAAAACUGGGGGAUAUAUCGAAGGGACUAUUAAGAUAGCAGGCUACCCUAAGAAGCAGGAGACAUUCUCAAGGAUCUCAGGUUACUGUGAACAGAGUGACAUUCACUCCCCUAAUCUCACUGUUUAUGAGUCACUAAAAUUUUCCGCAUGGCUUCGUCUGCCUUCAAAUGUUAAACCUCAUCAAAGAGAUAUGUUCAUCGAAGAAGUCAUGAGCCUUGUUGAGCUCAGUGACUUGAAGAAUGCCAUGGUAGGCAUCCCAGGAGCAACUGGCCUGUCAGCCGAGCAGCGGAAAAGACUAACAAUAGCUGUGGAGCUGGUGGCCAGUCCCUCCAUUAUAUUCAUGGAUGAACCAACCACCGGUUUGGAUGCUCGUGCUGCAGCUAUUGUCAUGAGAACAGUACGAAAGACAGUUGACACUGGACGAACUGUUGUCUGCACAAUUCAUCAACCAAGCAUCGAGAUAUUUGAAUCUUUUGAUGAGCUUCUGCUUAUGAAAAGAGGUGGUCAGCUCAUAUACAAUGGUUCGCUAGGUCCACUAUCUAGCAACAUGAUAAAGUAUUUCGAGGCCAUACCAGGUGUUCCUAAAAUAAACAAGGGCCAAAACCCAGCAGCAUGGAUGUUAGACAUCAGUUCACACAUAACAGAAUAUGAAAUCGGAGUGGAUUAUGCAGAAAUUUAUCGCAACUCCUCCCUAUACAGGGAGAACAGGCUUCUAAUUGAUGAAUUGGCGCAACCAGAACCAAACACAGAGGAUCUACAUUUUCCUCGUGGUUACUGGCAAAACUUUACAACACAAUGUGUGGCAUGCUUGUGGAAGCAAAGUUGUGCAUACUGGAAAAACUCAGAGCACAAUGUUGUCCGGUUCAUAAACACUUUUGCUGUUUCAAUCAUGUUUGGAAUUGUAUUCUGGAAAAUUGGCUCAAACAUCAAGGAUGAGCAAGAUGUAUUCAACAUACUUGGAAUCGUAUAUGGAUCGGCACUAUUCCUGGGUUUCAUGAAUUGCAGCAUCCUACAGCCAGUGGUGGCAAUGGAGAGAGUUGUGCUCUACCGUGAAAAGGCAGCAGGCAUGUACUCCACCAUGGCAUACGCUAUCGCUCAGGUAUCGGUGGAACUACCUUACAUGUUGGUGCAGGUGCUGAUCUUCUCAUCGAUCGUGUACCCGAUGAUCGGAUUCCAGCUGACGGCGGGCAAAUUCUUCUGGUUCUUCCUAUACCUGGUGAUGAGCUUCAUGUACUACACUCUGUACGGGAUGAUGACGGUGGCUCUGACCCCCAACAUUGAGAUUGCCAUGGGGCUGUCGUUCCUCAUCUUCAUCUUCUGGAAUGUCUUCUCUGGCUUCAUCAUCGCGAGAGAGAUGAUGCCUGUGUGGUGGCGGUGGGUGUACUGGGCCGACCCGGCGGCAUGGACAGUUUAUGGGCUGAUGUUCUCACAGCUCGCAGACCGGACGGAGAAGAUCCUGGUGCCGGGGCUCGGGGAGCAGACGGUGCGCGACUUCCUAGAGGGGUACCUGGGCCUGCAGGAUCGUUACUUUGAGCUGGUGACCUGCCUCCACCUCGCCAUCAUUGGCCUCUUCGCCUUCCUCUUCUUCCUCGCCAUCAAGCAUCUCAAUUUUCAGCGCAGGUAGGAAGCCUUGUAGCCUUGCACCACCACCGGCCGCCGCUGCCAGCCAAUUUGCUGCGCGAUGCCUGCAAGUAAUACACGGCUAGGGUCAGACAGUAACCACUUCCUAACAAAACUGUAGAAAAGGCUGGGAAGAAAGGGGCGACCUGUCCCGUUGCAAAAGUGUGCAUAGAUUACUAGUACAGAGAAAUGAAUUAGUAGUGAGUAAUUAACUGUGUUUAUCAUGUGAAGGAAUACGAGUAGGUUCAAGGGGAGUGCAAAUAGUGUAAGGAUUAAGAUUCAGAAAAUGAAAAUGUGUUGUUUGUCAUUGUUUUAGUUUUUGAAUCUUGAGAGAUAGAUGGAAUGGAACUGCUGCAAUCGUCAGUUCUGUGUGAUGUUUAUAUGAGCAAGACACACCAUACUGAUGCUCGAUUUCUUCAGAUUU